ACGCACUCUCCCUUCCCUGCGCCGUGCUGAGCUGGAAAAUGGCUGUGUAGGGGAGCAGGGAGUCAUGAACGGGAAAAGAAAGAAAGAGCGAGAGAAAGAAGGCGAAGAAAGAAGUGAACACAGGGUUUGCUAGAAGUUUAAUGCACUUCGAAGAGCUUUCGUCGGCACGUAAGGACACCACACGGACUCUGUCGUCUUCUUUUAAGUGUUAAAGCGCCGCAGCCAAAAAGUGAGAAGAGUCAAGAAAUAUCCGCGGGUGAGUUUUUCCAAGUUAUUGCACAUUUCCAGUACAGCAAGGCAGCAGCAACUGUACUGGAAAAUGGAGGCUGCAAGUGUGCUCGGAGCACGCAACUUCACGCUGUUGACUUGUGUUGAACUUUUUAAAAGUUUGAACUCAUGGUUUCUAUCAUGUUUGUUGUAUUUUAUGAGGUUUACACAGUUCGCUUGGAUGCAACUUGAAUAUUUGCAGCACGUUGCUCGGUGCUGUGGACUACUGCAGUCAAUGUUAGGAGCUCGCGCUUGUCGACAGUUGACGUGUAAUGCUGAGCCUGUUAAAUUACUGUAACUUUAACAUUUAUGUUUGUUUAAGGUUUAUUUUAAAACUUAAAUUAUGCUCAGUUUUAUGUUUGUUUGCUGUCGGAGUAGUCACGGGGUUGUACCAAAGAAAACUUUCAGCUCAGCAGAAAAGUUAGCUUUAAAAAGUGGAAGUUAAUGCAGAAUUUAAACCUCUAUACUAAGUUUAAGGAUAUAUAUGUUUUGACACGUUUUAGCUAUAUGCCGGUAUGAAAACUUUGCAAAUUUAGAGAGGACUAAAAUUUUUAACAGCAAGGCAUAACACAACCAACUGUGUAGUGUCGUCCAUGUGUAUAACAUUGGGAGUGUAUGUUACACUAUAAUAGUGCCUUUACAUUGACUGCAGACCACAGGAGGCCAUGCAGCGUGGAGGCCUCACAUAGCUGAAGGCCUGGUGUGAUGUGUGAGGGAAAGUGUAUGUGUGUAAAUGUGUGAGUGCUCCAUCCAUCCCUGGUUUUGAGGAUUUGGCAUGAAUCAAAGAGUUAAUGAAAAUUGUACCGCUUGCAUAAUAAGACAAGCCACUCAACUGUGUGGAGACCCCCACCCCAUCACCACCCUCCUCUUGUAAUUACUGAAUCGAGCAUUAUGCAACCAAAUGUCACUUCUUCAUUACUCUGACAGAGCAAUGUGAGGCAUGACUUGUGGCAAAGCCUAAAUUCUUCCUCUAAAUGUCUCUGAAAUGUUCUAUGUGACUUGCAGGGCUUAUUUCUCUGAAAAAUAUCCCUAAAUAGUGGAUCCUCUCACAAUGUCACGUCAGAGGAGUUGAAUAAACUGAAGAAGUUCAACUCAACAGCUGUGCAGCUGUGGUUAUUUUUGUAGUUUGAUCUGGAGGAUAAGUGAUUUAAUCAAAAUAGCAAUAGAGGACAGCUUUUAGGAUGUUGGAAAUGCAUGCGGCUCCCAGCUAUACCAAGAAGAAUCAUCUGAUAGCUACAAAAAAUAUAUUAUUUUUGACUCUCAGGGAAAUAAACCUGUAUUUUCUUUUUAGAAUAAUAUGGGUAAAAUCUAUUCUGUGUUCCUUGAUAUUGAAAGUUGUUCUGAAUGUGAGCAAAUACUGAUCAAACAGGUAACAGUUGAUUUACCUUGAGAUCCCCCUGAGAAUAAUCACAAGAUCAUAUUUCAAUUUUGAAGUAUCACUGUCAAGUGACAGACUGAAAGCCAGACGAGCACACUCAUUACUUACAUUUGACAGGAUGUAGGUGCCACUUAAUUUUACUGCUUUAUCACUUAUCAAGUAAAACUGGUUCCCUAUGAAUCUUAAAGAAGAGUCAUGCUGCUAUUUUGAUAUGCUUUGUUAAUACUGCGUUUAACGUUCAUAUAAUAAAAUUAAAAUAGUUAUGAAGGGGUUGGAGUGCAGUUUUAUAGUAUGUUUUGAUUGGUACGAGAGAUAGAGUCAGUUGAGAAAAGGAAAACACGGAGGCUCGCUAACCUCUUACUACAAGCUAACUACGCAGAAAAAAAGGUUGGAUAUUUCCAGCUGGUGCAGCCUUUUCAGAUUUAUCACAUAAAUCGGAUUUUCUUUGUCACAGUCACAGUGUUUCAUUUAAUCAGCUCGAUAACAGGGAACUGCAUUUUUAUCUUUUAUUCAACUGUAAAGCGUUGCAGCGUCCUUACAUUUUUAGAACAGUGGCGUCUCAGUGCUCUAUAAUCUCCACAGCAGAUGUUUCUGUUUUGCAUUGAGAGCUUUCGGCCUCAUUAAGGACACACAGAGUUCAGGUGAGCAUAAGUCAAAUCAAGAAGUGUCAAAGCCUCCAUUUUGCUGAAAAAUAAGUCGUCACAAGCUGCUGUGUUGUUGGCCUGUCCUCCCUGUGGCGCAGUAGAUUUUUCAGUUCCAUGUGGACAGAUGGCCCGAGGCCAGGCUGCAUGCGUGGUGUCUCUGUAGUCAGUUCUUCACCAGCGGGGCUGUAAAGGGCCAACACAUACAGAGACAUUAAAGCAAAAGCUCUCUGUCCAUUUAGAUGUCCGAGGACCUGAAGGUGCAUUUUAAUGUCUUCGAUAGUUAACAGUUAAAAGCAGCACUUUUACAUGCAUGAAAUUCAACAGUUUCUGAGACACAGUAUUGUGUGACUCUGUGUUUUGAUCCUUAUACUAAAACUCUAUGUUUCCUCUCUGUUACCUCUUAAUAGCUUAACAUGAUAAUUAGAUUUUUUUUAAAAGCCUCCUGUUACUCACUGUGGUGUAUCAAAAUAUCAUUAUUUCAGCCUCCGUCUAAAAUGCUUCUUUUUAGCUGCUGUCUCUUUAAGGCCCACCCCUCCACGAGCCUACUGUCUCCUGAUUGGCCACCUCUCCUGGGGCAGGGUCGACUUAAGCAGUUUCAGAAUGGUCUUAAUUUUCGUUAGGCCGCGCUCUCACCUAACUUAUUAACUCAGCUAAUAUUUUACUAGUAGGUUUCUUACCUCAUCCUCCCUCUUGCUACGAACCUAAAGGGUACAAAUAAAGCAGGGUAUGGCUGAACAUCCAGUGGUAGAUGUCAAGAGGCUAACACACUUUUUCUAUGUCCGAUGCCGACACCAGGUCAGCCGUGGCAAAUCUACAAUGCUGAUACCAUAUUGUUGUAAUUUAUUUUUCUGUAUUUGAAAGACAACAGUUUAAUGACACUUAAAGAUGAGAAACAAAGUUGCUGUCAUCUCUUAUUUAAUACAUGUAGAAGAUAUAUGACAUAGUAAAAUAUUUCUACAAGAGACUUUUAGAUUUCUACACAGUUAUCUGAAAUUUAAAAAAAAGAAAAUAAUUUCAAGGUAAAUAUUGAGAUUAAAAUAAAAAGAAAGUCACGUAGAAAUCCAUUAUUCUGCACAUCAAGGUCUGAUAAACAUGGCUUUCUUAGCCAGUUACAGGUUUUAGAUGGAAUUUAAAUGAAUUUAUGGAAUUGGGCUAUAAUUUUUGCAGUUGACGGGUAUUUAUUUAAGAAGCAAUAAUAAGUUGCAUUUAUAUCACAACAAAAUCUAUACUAAGCAUUUGUUGGUGACUAUUUAGAUCCAAUUUGCUGUCAUUUAGGAUGUGAAAAUUGUGUUUUCAUUUAGAAAAGGUAAGGGUCAUUUUGUUCUACUGAUGACCAAUGUUGAUAUGAUGCAGAUUAUGUCAAAACGCCAUAAAUCCAUAAAUAAUUGGUCUAUCUCUAGUAAUUUAUCAAUAGCAGACUGCUGUUAUGAAGAAUGACCCAUUGCUAUUGAUAUGGCUAAGAAGGACAGACCAACAGCAAUUAUAUCCCUGAGCACCACAAAACAUUUGGUUUUGGUGGGAAAACCAGGAAAAGAAACCAAAAGAGUGAGGAAAAUACAGGGAGGCUCGCUAAAACGCAGUUGUCUAGGACAGAAAAAAACUGGAGAUGGCAAAGAAAGCCAAUACUCAAGGCAAUGCGAUGGGAGAUACCACGCUGUUUUAUGCCUGAUUUAAGACUGUUACUAUAGAGACAGCUUACACUAUGACAGAAAUAAAAUGACUUUGAAAUCACUUAAACUGUUUCAAAACCAGUUUUUAAUGUAAAACGAUUAAUUUCAUAGGUAAGUUACAAUGCUGCAACCAAAAAUGUAGAGUGAGCUGAAGUCAGGACUGUAUUGUUUUAUCUGACAGAUGAGCAGGAGCAAUGAACAGCUCUUAUAUACCAACUUAUGUGGUUUAGUUUUUAUGAUAUAAUUUUCACACCAAAUCACUGGUCAGGGGGCUAAAGGUCCUUACACACCAGGGCCGACGCAAAUAUAGAACGCGAAAUUAUGAAAUAUUUGGAGGCGGAUUUUGACGCGCCAGACUAUACACAUCAAGCCUGAUGAGAUUUUGCGACUUUCCGGUGGGGAAAAAGAUGCGUCCCGGGUGGAAGCGAGAAGACUAACACAACAGCAGACUGACUGUUUUUCAGUUCUGAUUAGACACUAGUGUUGAGAUGGCUGUCUGUCAUGAUAGCAUUACUGAGUCGGGCCAUUACCAGAUAAGCACAUUAAACUAUAAUCCAUAAACAUAAGGUAACAACCGAGACCUAACGGUGCUGUGACAGCAACGCGAUUGAGUUUGAGACAGUGAAAAUACAUAUGGUAUGUUGUAUCUGAACCGGUUAGCUUACGAGCUAAAGUUACUUAGCACAGAUGAAAGUUAAAACAAAGACGUUUAGCAAACUGUUAAAACACACAAACCAUUGUCAUAUGAGAGAUCCUACACUAUGACUCUCCACAAGUUGUCCUUCAGGUCGUUAUCUUUGUAAUGUUUGUGUUUUUUAUCAAAAAGCAAUCUGUUCUCCGACACGUAAACAAUCAGCCGGUCAGCCAUGUUGGAUAUACCGGUAAAUCAGACAUCGCAAUAACACGCAAUCUGAUUGGUCAGAAGUGAACACACAGAAUGCGAAACUUUAGAAAAAUCGACCGUGAUAUGAAAAAAUAAAUGCUGCAAUAUCACAGGACUGGAAAACGUUGCUGAUGUGAACGCUUGUAUUGACAGGAUAUGGGUUUGAAAAAAAUUAUUGACGUCCAAAAUAAUCGCACGAAAAAAAAUGGUCCCGGUGUGAAAGGACCUUAAAGUAUAUCAGCUCAUAUUUUAGACGUGCCUUUAACAAGCCUAUAACAGCUGUUUGAUUUAUGUUAUUGGAGAUUUUAACACAAGACAAAAUAAAUCAUAUGUACACCACUGGCAGUACAACAGGACAGCAGCCACACUAACGCAGUUUGUCAACCAGAUACCACAGACAAAUGUUUUGUUUUUAUUUAUAAAAUCUCAGUAAAAAAUGCAUCAAAAAAGAUAUAUUGAUAUUUUCUGUGUUUAUAAUAAACACAUGAUGUACAGUAUAAGUAUGAGUAACAGCCACAGACCAGCAAAUGAACUGAAAUCUCACAUUGAUUUUUUUUAAGUUGUUACCUUCUUCAGGCUUUGCAAAAAAAUCAAUUGCCCACGUGUUAAUUUUUCCAAGAAUAGUUAAUACUAUACUUGAAAACAUAUAUGGACACACGUGUGAUUUUCUUAGCUGCGUCUGGGUCUCUGGUAUCACUCUGUUGCUGUGUUAGUAAUGCCCUGAAUAGCUUAUUUGCCAUUUUACAUUAUGCAUGCUGGUAUAUAAUGAACAGGUCAGAGCUCCACUGGCUGACUAAACACAUCAAGAGUCAUCUGACGGCUACACGGGAACAUCUAGAUGCCAUUUUGAGUUCAGUCUGGGUCUCAUUUUCCCCCCACAGUGAGACACAUUCAUGUCUGUGACACAGAUAGCAAAUCUAAAAAAAAUUAGAAGCUCUGUCUCCUUAUCGUGUGCUUUUAAAUCACUGCUGUGAACUCCUGAACUAGUUUUACUAAAUUAGUAUACGCGCGCCUUUAAGUCUGUUUCUCAUAGCAGUCUUCUUUCACAAAGGACAAAGUGUAUUUUUCUUUCUUUUUUCAUGUGGCCAGCAUUUCUCUCCCUGUCAACUCAGAAAACAAAAAUCUUCUCCUCUCAUCCCAUUGCACGACUCCGACGUGACUCAUGAAAUCCUCUCCAAUCAGGAGCAGCCUUCAGUUUUUCCAAGCAAUACUCUUCUUCAUCAUCCUGUGGCACUUUUCAUUCCCUUUAAAUCAUCAUUUCAUCUCACACGAUGAGAGAUCAUCCGAGCUGCAAAGAUGAAAAAAGUCAAAAGCGUGUGAGAAGGUGGAGUUGUUUGGGUCAGAUGUUUGAUCACUGCCUAGAUACAUUUUCUAAUAUUAGAACGUUUCCUUGAUUUGCCGGGCUUCUCUGGUGCUGCUGAGCACAUGGCUCGAGUAGCAGCCAAUCAGAGUCUAGGAUUAGCUUUCCCUCUCUCUAGCAACAGUGAGUUACUUGCUGCCUAUUCAUUAAUUAUUUUCCUGUGGUCUCCCUCAGCCGUGUGGACUCUGCUGAUAGCAAAGUGCUUCGUCUCUCAGUCACACUCUGGUUUUUCACUGCGCUCUGCCGCUCUGUGCUCUGACUGAAUAAAAGUCUUGAAAAAGAGAAAAUGGAUCCAGUGACGCUGAGCCUGACAGCUGUUUCUGCUGCUGCUGCUGCUGCUGCUGAGCUACUACUACAACACUAUCAGACCAGGACUGUAACAGAGAUGACUCCUUUCUCACCUCGUACGACUUUUCCUGCUCUGGAACUAAAUAAUAGAACAGGAUUACAGAACGAGUGCGCUCCCCUCGCUCUGCUUUUUCGCACCCUUGGUUUAGUUUUUACCUUUUUUCUGCUGCUGCACUUUGACUAUAAACAAAACACGGCAACUGGAAAACCGACGGGACUUUUUUCGCUGGCUGAAGAUGGUGGGGGGGGUGUCAGUUGGAGGAAACACUCUGUGUGUUUGGAGUUGGAGGGGGGUAGAGCAGGUGGAGAGAAGAGGGAGGGGGGUUUUAGGGUUGGGGGGGGGGGGUUAUGGUGGUGUGAGGAUUGCGGGCUGUGGUUGGGUAUGCCAGUGCCACGUGUCUAGCCUGGCACCUCUUGCUUCUCGACUCGAAGGAUGUUGGACCGAGUGUCUGGCUGAGCCUGUCCGGCUUCUCUCUGAACCAAAAGUGGGGUGAGUGCUGCACUCUGCUGCAUCCUGUUAUCACCUUAACUCGGCUUUUUCAUUUCUAAAGACGAUUUUCUAAGUCACUAAGGUUUGCAGGGAAUAUGCGUUCGCUUUCCGAAUGUCGUGUGGGGAGAGGAUAAUCUAGACUAAGGUUUCGAAAGCAUGCACUUUGGCGUUCAAAGAUGCAAAACGGAGGUUUUCGGUUUAUUUCUUAACCUUUCUCCUUGUUUUAUUUAAGUGUCUGCAAUGCAUCACUCAAAUCAUUGUCUAUUCAGGAACGUUUAUGAAACGGUUGCACAACAUCGGGCCUCGAGAAACCAGGCCUUUGGUUAUUCGGAUUUUGGCAUUUCGGAAAAAUGUCCCAAAUAGCUGUUGGCAUACAAGACCAAAACUUCCAUGCACCUUCACGUCCCUCUCACCCUCCCUCUCUACUGGCUUCAUCUCCUCUCUGACAUCCUUUUAUCCUGUCCAGAGAGGUUAACAUGACCAUCGUCCUUGGUUGGUUCACAAACCACAGAUGUCGUACUUAAUCUGGAAACCCUAAUCUCUCUCUCUCUCUCUUCCUCACUCUCAGCCUGAUCUCUCAGCGAUGGUACCGUUUGAAUUUGGACUUUUUAGCAGUUUUAUUUUGCACCCCUCAAAUCUCAAACGACCAAAUGGGUCAGUCAUUUUUUUCCAUGUUUGGUGGUGAAUACUGUAAUCUCGUGUUUCAGCCUCGGAAAUCAGGAUAUUUCUUCAAAGCGAGUUUCCGAAGGGUUCGGUUUAUUUCCCUUUUUUAAAAAACGUUUUCUUGCUGUUGUUCGAUGAUCAUUUCCCACUUGUGCGUUUCAUUUUAGUUGGCCCUGCGAUCACUUCUAUCAGAAUACUCGUUGUCUGUCCCAGGAUGACCUUUUUUCUCCAUUUUGAUCCUAUAAAACAACUGACAUGAUGCAGUGAAACCUUCGCUUUAAGGUUCUUAUUUCUCGAUAUUGUAUCAGGCUUUAGUUACUCAGUUGACUGACUGUUCGAUAUUUUCAUACGUGGGCAGACUUGGUACACUUUUAUUUCGUUGUUUCGACAGAACGAAGCCGAAAAUAUUUCUCAGCCAACACAGGUCUCUCUUUUUCUCCCCUACUGAGAGAGAACUGUUGCAAAGGGUUCUGCAUGUAUCAGAUCACCCGGGUCGCCCUACAGCCUUGAUGCAGGUCCUACUUUCUUUUGCAUGCAUGAUCUCCCCAAAAUGUUUUUUCUUCGCCGUUUUUGCACGGAUCUUUUCGGAUGCUGCUCGAUGUCGUGUUAGUUGGAAGGGACAUGUAUUUCACAGUGAAACUUCUAGCUCUUGGAAAGUGUGAUGUGUCAGUGAGGGCUGUGAGUGUGUGAAUGUGGAGUGGAGGGAGUGGAGGCUCUUGUCCAGGGACUUUGUCUACCGAUGGUCAUGACGCAGCAGCAUCAUUCGAUUGCUCCGUCCUAACCGAAGACUGCACAAAUGCAUGGAGAUGCCGCAGUUCGCCAUUUUCGUACACCGCUCAAAGCUUCACAUACCUACUCUAGUUAGUGCUUUAUAUGAAGAGGUUUCGUCGUACAGAAACGACAUUUAUCGACAGUUAUUUCCUAUUUUCCACGAUUUAUCUUUUGAUUUUUGACCCUGAUUUCUGUUUUCUUUUCUUUUUCCUUUUUGGGUUUUUAUGUUAUGCAGGUCAGUCGUAAUCUUUGUCCAGAUCAUGUGGGAGCCCUGAGAGAACCGAAGAGGAUUAAGGACCUUCCCACUCCGCCAUUCUUCGUCCAAUCAGACCGCUUCUCAAAACCUUGGGGAGCCGGCGACACAGGGCCCUCGACUGGCAAAAUCUUUCACCGGGCUGCUCCGAUAGCACCCAGCCAGCAGGUUUCCGCAGCGUGAAGGAGCAUGUUGCCAACGCUCUCCCUCUGCUCCAUCAUCUGGCUCAACCGGGGUAUCAAGCUGAGGAAAGUGCACCAGUCCACCAACACCGGUCAGGUCUAGAAACUGCUGCAGACACAGACAGACAGAGCCCCAGCAGAGCGCCACCUUAUCGACUUCUGAAAAUGCUUCUAAGCUUUGGGUGACUCCCCGUUUCCCCUUUACCCUCCCCCUGACCACCUGGGCCUCCAAACCAACACCACCACCAGAGUAUAGUGACUCUACAGCCUCUUCGGUUUCUGCGGAGGAUUCCCGUAUUGCAGAACUCUGUUGUUGCAGUAGGACUCCGGCUGCACUACUUAAUCCUCUUGUCGGUGGCCAUUUUGAAUCCUGCCUCCCUCCCAAAAUGGCGGUCGAAGGUUUUCAGUAUCUCGCCCUGUAUGCAUUUACCAAGGACCAGGAAGAGGACUUGGAUCUGCAGCCCGGGGACCUUCUGACCGUCAGCAAAGCAUCGUUGCUGUCCACGGAGAACUACGAGGAGGGCUGUGAGGAGCAGCCUGAACACCUCGGCUGGCUCCUCGGGUACAACGAGCGCACCAAACAGAGAGGAGACUUCCCAGGGACGUACGUCAAGUACGUGGGCCCUGUCAAGAUGGUCCUGCCAUCGAGUCAACCCAGAUCCCAGCGACCUCUUCCUGCUGCCCCAAGACCAGAGGCGACUCAAGGUAAGAGCCUCCGGUGGUUGCCUCAGUGAUGCAGCUAUAUGUGUUUGUCAUUUAUUAAUAAGAAAAAAUUGAAGAACAAAAUCACUGCAAAAUGCAAGAUGACCCCAAAAAUGAGGUUGCAGUAAAAACGUGAAGUGGAGUUGAAUUCAAAUACAGACAACAUGUCGGUAUCACUGUCUGUGAGGCGCUUUGUUGUUUCAGCGCAGUGUCUGUCAGCGGAAAACAGUAAAACUGGCUCCUAAAAAUAAAUCAGGCAACAUUUCAUUAAAUAUUCUUUUUUCAGGAAUUUUUGGGUCUGUAUCUUUUCUCUAUUUUUGCUGCUCUGCAUGAAAUUAUUUUGGUCUGUCAUGUGAUGUCACACAUCAACAUGUAAAAGGACUCAGGUCGCAGUGAGCCAAGCAUCUUUGAACCCCCCUUCUUUUGUAGUCCUUCGUCAGUCUAUGUUUCUGUCGUAAUUUUUACAAAGAUUUUCUUUUACAUGUGGAUUUUUUUUUCAAUAAUCAAAACGAGAACAUAUUUUGGGUUGAUUUGAACACACCAUGCAUGUACAGGAGUGGAGUCCUGACGAAUGCUGAGCUGCAGGAUCACACAGACUGAAAAACAGCUGUUGGAGUUGUUGGUGUGUUUCUGGUUUGGCCUUCUUGGCAGUUUUGAUCGGGCUCUCGCAUUUGGCAGCGACCUCUGGCUGACCCUUUAAUCUUUACUUAAAACACGUCAUAAGCCUUACCCCUUUGGAAGCACAGCUAACCAAACUCUCACUGCUGAAUAAUAAAGGGCUAAUCCGUCUACUUACUGGACUCUCCUGUACAGGUCUGCCAUUGAUUCUGUCUGUCUGUGUGGUCUCCUUUACAUUCAACACUAACUAUGGCGUCCAAACUGCAUCUCGCUUCUCCUUGACUGUGACUUAUUAUUGACCUGACUCAGAGAUGGGAAAGGAAACAAGCUAUUAGAUAUUUACUUUUUUUUUUUUUUUUGCACGGGGAAAUACAGAUGUUUUGUCCGAUACGUUGCAUGCAUAAUUAACUGUAAUAUUUCAGAUGAUACAAUGACAGAAAUUUGCUCUGUUCCAAAUCACCUCCAUUUGCUUUUUCGACUUUGGGAAAAAAAGUCAAGUCUGAUAUUUAUUCAUAAUGAUCCUAGCCGGCUUUCAGCUGCAACAGCAUCCAACUUAAACAUUCACUUGGCAUGGAUAAGUCGACCUUCACAAGCUCAACCUCAAGUAAAAUCUUUGAUUUGUAACCAAAGGUCUUCCACACCCCCCAAGAUUUCCAUAAUUUGCAUUCCCCAGCGCUUGGCCUGAGCUGGUAAAUUUAUCGUUUCCUUGUAAGGGAUGCCAGAGAAAAAGGUGAAUGGGGCCAAAAUAGAUAAAUAAAAGUUUUUAUGUCAUUCCUCAUCUGAAACCAUACAUUCCUCCACUGUCAAAAGCUGUAUUCUCUUGUGAUUCCCCUGUGCCUUUUAUGACAGACGGGAUAAGUACCACUCUGAGCAAGUAGGCUGUGAACUCUGAAUUACCUCUGCUUGAGCCAAUUGGCAAUUCAUCGAGUACACCAAAGUACACUGGGCCUCAUUCAAGUUUAUCAGUUUUUUUUUUUUCUUUUUCUCUGAGAUUUUAUGAAGAGUCCUAAAAACACGGGAUAUUAUAACUGCGUCACAAAAGUCUGCAGAAUGCCAUUAAAAGGAGGUCUCUCUCCAUGCCCUGAUAAAGUAAAAAGCCUGAGAGUGAACAAGCGCUGGCCUUCACUUUGUGAGCAGAGGCAGGUGAGGAGGAGAAGAACAGUAUCCUCGUGCUUUGACAGACAGUGAGACAAACCAGUUGGGCAGGAGGCGUUUGUGUCUGUGAUACGGAGAGACAGGGGCAGGAGUGUAACCCUGAGAGGUAGGAGGAGGAGGAGGGCUGGUGAGCGGAGCAGUGUCUGAAGGAAGGAGACUUUGGCACUGCACCAAAAGUGCAUUGUAGAUUAGAAAUGGUCAUGCCUACAUUUUUACAAAUAUCAUCUUUAUCUCCCUGAAGACACAGCAGCAGCCCUGGACUCGGUGUGAAUAGAGCUUUUGUCAGUGUGGCCCAUUUACUAUUCGUGGGGAUUGUAACAUUUGGCGUUGAGGAGCUGUGCAGUGGUUUAGCGGCGAGGAGAGGUUGUUUAAUCCCAACGUCUGUCCUCCUCACCAGAAGCUGAACUUUUAAGCAAAUUAGCAUUAAUAAGAUAAUGAAGACCUUAUUAGUUACUUUCUGUAGUAAUGCCGUGGAUAAAGUACUAAGUUUGUGUGCUCAUAUUAAAGACAUUCACAUUCAUAUAAUCAGGUGGUUAUCUGAUUUCUUAUGCUUUGAACAUAUUUUCAGCCUUUGACGGCACAAAUAAGUGUAUUAGUAAUGUGUAUUAGUCUGCUUUUGUUUGUUUUGGUGGACCAGUGCACUGCGAGGGCGGGCUCUGUAAUAGGAGACUGUUUCUUGCUGCUUCACGAGUGCAGAUUUACUUCUUUAGAUGUUGCCUCUGUUUCACUUUCAGACUGUUUGAUUUCAUUAUUGAACUACAGCCACAAACCGUACAUCCUUUCCUUACUCCACAGUGAGGCUGCAGCUAACUUUGUUCUGCUAACCCAUGCAUGUAAAACUCUGGUUGCAGACAUGUUUAAGUGUCUACAUUUCCAAAAGUAGUAUUUCCAUGGCAGAAACAAUAAAUAGUUUUUAAUACCAACCUAGGACUCUAACCAGGACUCACAUUUGUUUUGAAGGAAUCAGGUUAAAGCAGAAAGUUGACUACAUGGUGGAUGGUUGCGCCCAUGUUGAUGCACCAGUGUUUGCAAAAUGCAAAACAAAAGUUUCUUUUCAGACAAAAAAUGCAAAUGGCUCAGCUCUGUCCUUUCUAAAUUUAAAUCCACAGAGGAGGAUUCUUAGUAUGCCAGUGUCACAGUUUUUAUGUGGAAGGGUUUUGUACACAACUCUCUUGAAUAAUAAAAUAGUAAAGGCCUACUUAUUGUUUAGUUCAGCAGUGAGUGAGGCCAUGCUGAAGUUGCUCCCACAUUGUAAAAAGUUUGAAAGUAUUGUUUUAAACUGGUGAAUUAACACUUUUCCAGCCAUGUGGUGCACAUUUAGUGUCAGUGGUAGCGGAUAUGAAAAGUUUGAGAGCACUUUGGAGACAACUUGGUAAUAAAAAUCAGUUUAAUUCCCCGGACUCUGAGGUAAAACGUUUCUCAACUUGCAGCAGAAAUAAUUCUACGAACCCAGGGAGAGUUUUUUUUUCCCCUUUUCCCUCGAUUCUCCCUCUCCUCUCCCUGGCCUCACUUUAACUGCCUGCUGAAAUGAACCAUGGCUUGGCAUUUUUGCAAAACUCCUCCCUUAUUCACCCCCCAACCCCCCACCUCCCCUCCUUUUUGCAGCCUCUCUCCCUGAUUCACAUACACGUCUGAUACUGUCUCUGGGCGGCUAUAAACCAUGUUAGCAGGGCCAGUUCUCAGAAAGGAGAGGCCUCCACUCGUUCUCCACUCCCUGUGCCUUACCAGGAAAACACUUUCAAAGAACACAUGAAGUGGGGGGGAGGGAGGUGACAGAGGGGCUGAGACAGUAGAGAAAGUGAAUGGGAAAGAUAUUGAGAGGCUUGAGAGAGAGGGAGACGAAGGUUACAUUGUAAGCCAAGGCCACCUGAUCCAACUGCAAAUAUAGGAACCAGCUGUAUUUGGUUUCUUUCGGACUGUUGUACUACUCUCCCAGAGUUUAGUAAAUUUAGCACAUUACACUUCGGAGAGCUGCAGAAAAUGUUAUUUCCUUGAGUGUUUCCAUUGCAGUAAAAUAGAACUAAUUUAAGUGUGAAGUCAUCUUCCCAAAAGAUUAAUGGCUUUAGCAAACCAGAAACAGAGAGAAGAACAUUUUGUUCAGUUUCUAGCUCAAGGCAGGAGUGAAAUAUAAUCCCAGUCCAAACUUUCUCUCUACUAAAUAAAAAAGCAGUCGGAGGUGUUUUUUUUAGUCAAGGUCUUUUUUUAUUUUUAUUUUUGUUAUUUUAAAAGUUAUACAAAAACAAACAGAAACAUCAGUGAUGUCUUAUUUUUGAACAGUAUAACCCCCCAAAGCUCCAACAGAGCCCCUUCCCAAUAUACCCUUCUUACACUAAAUAUAAAACAUCUAAUCAUAUGCAUACAUACAUCAUACAUACACACACAUACAUACAUACAUACAUACAUACAUACAUACAUACAUACAUACGUAUAAUUACAUAAACACACACACAUCCAUGUGCAUCUACAUUCACAUAAUAAUCAGAGGAAAAAGAUAAAAUAAGAUAUUACCUAGAAUGUUGUGGGGUCAUCAGCUUAAAUUGAUAAUAUCCUCAUCAUCCAUUUUUUGCUAUGUAAAUUAAGGAAGGUUGCUAGAUGGCAUAAAAUUUCUGGGCAUUGCCUCUUGUGGUGUAAAGUAUUUUCUCAAAUGUCAAAUUAUAAUUGAUAAUAUCAUUUAUCUCUGAUUUAAAAGUUGGAAUCAUUUUUUUUCAUCUGAACAGUUUCAGUCGACGAGUGAGGAGAAAACCAAAAGCUAAUCAUAAUUUCUGACCGGCGGCUGAUCCGUAGACCAAAAAUUGCUGUUCUAGGAGAAGGUUUUACGAAUAUCUAAAUGAAAGCUGGUAAAGUUGUAAAUAUCAAUUUACAAAACCUGUCUCAUUUUGGGCAGGACCACAACACAUGUGAGAGGGUGCCUGGUGCUUGUCAGUGUUGGUCGUAUGUGGGAUCAAAAGCAGGAAGCAUUUUACAUAACCUGACUUUGGACCAGUGGAGUCGAUGCAAAACCUUGAACUGAAUCACAGUAUGUCUUAAGCAAAUAGAAGAAAAAAGUAUUUUUUUCUAAAAGCUGCUUGCCAGACUUUCUCUAAAACUUUGCCUCCAGUUCUUCUUCCCAACAGUUCUUGAACCGAGUUGAAGGUUUCAAGUUAUGAGGAUUAAUGAAGGAAUAAACGAGCCUGAUGGAGCUUUUGGAGGAUGAAUUAGGAUUCAAAAUGGAGUCUAGGAGAGAGCUGGUCAGUUUAGAUGGAAAAGAAGGGAUGUUACGAUAAAGUUAUGAGUUUGAAGUUAUCUAAAGAAAUGUGAACAGGGCAUAUUGAACUUUGAUAAGCUGAUCAAAUGAUGCAACAGAAGUGUUAAUAAAGAGAUUUUCUGUUGUAGUGAGUCAUCCUCCUUUAAGCCACACGUCAAAAGCUCUGUUGAUAAUUAAUGGUUUGAAUAUGUGGUUUUUAGGGGUGCAUAGAUUGAGAUAUCAUCAUGAAAACAAUCUUCUGAAUUGUGUCCAUGUCUUACAAAAGUGUAUUACUAUCGGAUUUAAGGAAUAUUUGGUAGUAUAUGAGUUCAUGUGUGAAUUCAGUUUUGUACUGAGCAAUGCACUUAAUUAGAUGUAGAGUCACAAGACAAGUUUUGUAAUUGGCGAUUGUACUGUUACAUAUUUUUACAUAUAUUAGGCCUUUUCUUACUCUAAAUAAAUUCUGAUAUUAGUUUCUUCUAUUGACAUGAAAAAAAAGACUGAUAAAGAUACGGAAAUACUCUGAAAAACAUAUAAGAAACACAUUCAUAUUGAAUUUCCCUCAAUAAAGUUCUUUUUCCUCUUCUUCAUCAUCUUUUUUUGAAUAAACUGAUUUUCCCUCCUAAUGACAGAGGUAGCAGACUCCAACGGUUCAGAUCCUGUUUUUAAAUAGUUACUGUAUUUCUAAAUAAUAAUUAUAAGCAAUUAAAAACUAUGUGCUACUACAAACUAAAACUGAAAACUGUCCAUUUGCACAUUUUGAGGCACAGUGUGUCAGAUGUUGUGGGACAGAUUUGAUAGACAUGAAAUGUAACAUUCACAAGUAAGUUUAGAUCAAUGGUCUGAUGAACAUCCCUGUGAAUAAAGUUGUCUCUGUUUAUCUCAUCCUCCACACCUUAAAAAUAGUGUCUUUUAAAAACAUCUCCUUCUGCUGAGUUUUGACAGUCAAAUGAAUCUUUUUUUUUUUUUAGCUCUGUCUUUGGCCGCUCCACUGACACCUACCCCCUUGCACCAGUUUCAGGCAUUAAAGAUUUAAGUGUACAAAUCAAAUAUCUUGUUACUGAUGGCCUUGUUUGCUUUUCAUAUCAUAAAAAAGCUUAAAUAGAAAUGUUAGUCUGUUUCAGAAAUGUCAAAAAACUCCUCACAGGAGCUUAAAUGUGCAGAAAUUAAAAUGUAAAACUCAUUUUGCUUUUGUUAUAGUAGGAUGAGAAUUUUAUAUCUACACAGGAGCGGGUCCUCUGGUCAGUUGAAACACAGUGAAAUAGGACUAAAGUGAAACAGGACUUUCUUUAAAAAGAUAUAUAUACAGUACAAACUUGUUUUUUGAUGUUGCACAGUAUUUGUAGGUUUUCUUUAAAUAAAUUGGCCUAAGUCACAGUGCAUGAAACAUGUCUCAAUCAGCCUGCAGUAACAGGCUUUACAGCACCCCUCCUGCAUUAAUAUGCCUCUCCUCAGCAGUGCCUGUAGGCUUGUAAAACCAGAUGCAGCAGUCACCUGAGUCUUUGCAUGGCUGCAGAGGCUCACUCCCUCAAACACGUGUGGCUUUGGAGCAUGUUGUGACAGGAGCGGACAGUGUGCCCGGUCCUGAUGCAUGGCCUGUCUACAUGGUUUUGGAUGAAGCGAGGACGUGCAGCAGUGAAACCUGACCAGCAGCAUUCACACUGUUCCACUCCAUGUGUGAGCCAGACACCAACUGGCCUUGUCACCACUUUGUACUAUAAACACAAGUUCAAGAAAACAACAUGAUUUAAAGAUGUUUGGCUAAUUUUACCCCCAUCUGUUGAUGAAGGUGAUCCAUUUCAGUCCAGUCUUUUAUAAUUGAAACAAAUGAUUGACCUUUAUAUUAGUUUUAAAAGCCAAUGCUUGUAUUUAUAGAGAAGGUCAGCUGUUUUAUUGUUCUGUCACUUAAAAAAAAAAAGUACCGUUUGAUGAAAUGCAAAAACAUUAUUCCAUAGUAACAUUCUACCUAAUCAGCCCAGGCAUCUGUCAAUUCUGUUAAAUUUAAAAUGUUACCAAACCACCCAAUUAUUCAUCCUGACAGUUGAUUGAAACUCAGAAAUGUCAGAUACUGUGGUGCCAGAAAGUAGAAACAGAGGAAAGUUUUGGUAGGAAUGACAAAAUCACACAACUCCAUCAUACAGACAAAGCCUGUUUUUCUGUGGGAACUGAAACAAAGAAUUUUGCCUCAUUUCCCUGAUUGCACCUGAAAAGAAAAUGGCAGGAAUAAAGCAUCAAAAUAAAUUUGUGUUGUAAGUGUAAAAUGUUGUUUAAUUUGUAUCAGCUGUGCAUAAUAUUAGGUUUUAAAAUGUACGAAUUUUACAAAAAAAAAAAAAAAAUUUAACAAUGACAAAUCCGAUUCGAGUUAGAAUCUCUGGAGGUUUGAUUUGAGCCGUGAAAGCCUGAAAAUGACUGCGCUCUAUAUCUCUGCACAUGGAGGAGCUUUGGUUUCAAACACAGAGCUCUGACAGGAGAAUGCAGCAAAGCAGCUCCGCACAGCAUUACAUAAGUACGCUGAAGAUACAGAGCAAAUAUUUUGCUUCACAUAGCUUUGCUUCAUCCAGACAACUUUUGCUUGUCUGCUGCUUGCUUUGAACUUAGCUGUCCGGUCAGUGCAAACAGACAGAGACAGGAUCUGCUACAUUCAUCCGACCUCCACAGCUUCAUGUUUGAAUAGCACACACACACACACACACACACACACACACACACACACGAUUGUAUAGUCAGUUCACUAACAUAGAUGCUGAAUGAUACAGUUUGAUCAAAAUUUAGCUGGUUUGUCAGUUUUAUCAAAACUUAUUACCUGGCCUUCUAACUCAUUACCUGGCUGUGUUAAAUACUUGGUCCUGAUUGGUUAAAACCCUAUGACCGUCAUUAUGAAUAGCCAAUAGCAAAGGCGCGACAGGGACAACCUGAUUAGACGUCCCAUAUAUUAAACCAAUCUGUAGAAAGGAGUUUCGGCACAUCUGAAGACCAUAGUAGAUCUGGGCAAAGCUAUUUUUUUCAUUUACUGCAUAAAUCUUCAUUAUUAAACCAAUAAAUCAAUCAAAUCACCUUUUUGUGAGUGAACUUGUUUGUGUGUUUAGUUGGAAUCCUGAUAAGGUAGUAGACAUGGAAAAUAAAAUUCCCAGCCAGACUGUGUGAAAUGCUGUUGCCAGUCUUGUUGAGGACACUCUUUAAAGACAAAUUUAUAAUCUCAUUGAGUUCUGUUCCUCUCAGUUAAAUUUAGUUUAAAUGAAAUAAAUGAGGGUUAAAUAAUCCCUUAUUUUUCGAAAGCAAACCUAAACUUGGUCAUGAGAUCCUCUCUGUGAAGAUCUUUCACGUUGAAUUCAUACUUGAACAAGACUUAGAAGGCCUCAAAUGCACCAGCUCUGAAUCGUUGGAGUAAAUGUGUGCCAAACUGCAGCAGCACUCUAUCCAGCUUGUUUUUUUUGUUGUAUCUUUCCCAUUGGCUACAUCUCAGGGCAUGUCAAGUCAUAUGCCUGUCUCUCAGUGUGCAGCCUGCCAAGGAAGUGGUUCUAAUUGACUAACAAGUUGCUCUCUCUCUCUCUCUCUCUCUCUCUCUCUCUCUCUCUCUCUCUCUCUCUCUUUCUUUCUUCUCCUCUCUCAGCCCUUCAAUCUUUUUCCAUAUCCCUCCAAAACCCAGAGAAGACUCCAGGGCUACAGCUGCUUUUAGAGAAAAAAAAAGAAAAAAAAAAGGACUUCUUUGCACGAAAGUCAAAGUUUAAUGCUUUUUUUUCUCUCUCUCUGGAGUGCAAAGGAAUAAAUAGAGUGUUUAUGUUUGUUUGCAUGAAGGAGGAGAAAAAGUUCCUUCCUCAUGGGGAAAAUAUGGCAGACCAUUUUUCCUUCCUACUCCCUUUCCAAACUGCUGGAGCAUAUUCAGUGUGUGGGUUUAUAGCCCAAAUUUGUACUUAUUUCCAUGUUUUAUUCAAUUUCCCUGCUUUAUUGCAUGCAACCUGCCUAAACACAUCUGUACAUGAUCUCCAUGAGAAUUGGCUUUUGCUGUCUUUAGCUGAGUGAUUACAACAAUGUGUUUUAUAAAGCAAUACGAUUUUCAUUUUGCUUCAUCUGUAUUUGUGUCAGUCUGUUCUGACAAACACACUAUUUACUCAUUUGGACAUCAUUUUCGUGUUUAUUUUCCAUGGAAAUUGCACGGCACAAAUCUUGUUUUGGUGCGUUCAGACCAAAAUCAAAGCAAAAUUUGUGCACCAUGACUGAACACAAAGUCAGUACAAAGAUGCAGAUAGACGUCAUGACGCUGUGCCUAACGCUGUUAUGUUACAAGAAACAAAAGAUCAGAAUCAGUCAGAUGAAAAUCUGCUAACAUGAAUAAUCUGAAUUUUUGAAGUUGUUUACCCACAUGAAACUUUGUUUUACAACAUUCAAUGUAAAAUCAUUUAUGUGCAAAUAGCCAUUUGAAAUUCAUGGACUGCAUCAGUCCGAACAUCCAACCAUCCAUCCAACUUUUUAAUUUUAAUUUCCUUGAGGGAACCUUCCCAAAAGGAUAAAUAAAGUUGUAUCUAAUCUAAUCUAUCUGCUGCUAGUUCUGACACAAAAGGCUGUUGAUCCACUGAACGGGGUUAUCUAAGCCUAUCUAUGUUCCUGUGUUGCUGUUUUCAAAUGCAUUAACGAGUUGAAGGUUAACAAGGUGAACGAUGUCGGCACCAUAGACUGUAUAUAGAAUGGACAUCAUCUACAUCCUUGCUGGGUGAACCCUCUGCGAGAACAGCACCCCCUGGUGACUGGUUGCAGUAUAGGUCAUAAAUCCGGUUCCCUCCAGCAAAAAACUUCAGAAAUUUAUGACACUAAAUAUAUAUAUAUUUUUUCCUCUGAAUGUGAUGUUGACAUGUAGUUACUCAAGUCCUCUUUUUUCUGUGCAGCUCCAUUUUUAAAAGUUAUUAGAGGUUCAUGUUUUCUAUGAUUGACACCUGAUACAGCCUAUGGGUGUACGGAGAUUGUGUACCUCAUCCGGGGGAUAUGCUGUUUGAGCCGAGCGUCAUCACAGCGACUCUCCCAUUGAAUGCGUACAACGCUACUGCGCAAGUGGUGGUUCCAGGAGGUGGAGAAAAUCUUGAGAAACAUGGAGGGUAUUUGGCUUCAAAUUUGUAUAAUGAUGGAAGGCGGAGCCAAAUUGUCCAUAGUAUACACAGCCUAUGGCCAGCACACAUUUUGUCCACUUGUUGUUGACCGUUCUGGUAUUUCACUGGGAAACUAAAGUGACUGUGAUGAUGGCUGAUAGCAGGGAUCUUCAAGAUCUAGCUUUUUAUUUGUUGUGGCUGGCAUAUGUGUGUGUAGUACUUUGUGUUCCACACGCAUCCAAAUUGGUACACACUGGCCCUGUACUGAAAGUCCCGUAUCACGACAGUCCAGUACAUGUAUCUUUACAGUGCAUGUGGUUCUAGACAAAAAAGUGAUAUAGUAAACAUGAUGUUGCAAAUCUCCUGUUAGUAUUUGGAUGUUUGAGGAGCUGAAACACUUUUUACACUAAUGCUUUAUUUUGUGUCUUAAUUCAGCCACAAGUGACUGUGUUUCAGAGAGCCGGCAUUUGUUUGAUGGAACCUGGAGCAACAGUUUUUCCUGAAGUAUUUCCACGCUCUUUUAGAACUUUUUUUCUUUUUGUAACUGUUUUUUGAUUUUGUUUUGGGAGGUGAACUCCAAGAGUCAGAUGAAAAACUGCUGACAAAAAUAGCUUUGGAAGUAAACAACAAAAGACUUGUUCUGAUUCAUGGAUUGAUUUUUUUUUUUUGUAGUUUUAUGCUGUCAUGUAUUUAUAAAACCUGAACUGCAGGCUGAGGAGAGAGACCCUGUGAUGAGGGAAGAUGGGGGGAGGGGCCUGCCAGCCAAAAUGGCCAACAGGGAUAAAGACGAGCCAGAGGCCUGUCUGUGUGCUCGCUAGAGAGCUGGAGACACUGCCGGGCAAAGUUUUCAUGUUUAACUGGCAGGCAUGGAGACACGGAGAGAGAGCAAGAGAGAGAGAGAAAGAGAGGGAGAGAGAGUGGGCAGAGACAAAGAGUAAAGAGAGAGAGAGAGUGAAUUAAAACUGAAGUAAAAGAGAAGAAAUGCUCGAAAAAAAGGAGUAAAGAAUGCAAGAGAGCACAAGAGCGAAAGAGAGAGAGAGAGCAAGAGCGAGAGACUAAGACCAAGAACCAGAGAAUGAGAGAGCGAGUGGAACGGAAUGUGCUGACGCGGCGUUUCUUGUCUGAACUCCCCAAAUUAAUAAUCAGCAGCGGUUUAGCCGAGCCGUGCCAGGAACAGGAGCCUACUGCCAAGCCCCCAGCCAGGCCAGGCCCUCCCUGCUCCCACCGUCACCCCCCCUCCCCUCCCCUCCCCCACAGCUCCCAGGCCUGCUUUGGGGCCGAAUAGGAGGCGCUGCCUGUCUGCCUGUUCGGGCCGAGCUGGGCCUGGCGCACUGCCACGGGGCUUUUGCUUGUUCAGGAGUUUUGAUUAAAUCCUUUAUUGUGCUCCACUCACGCAAAGAGCUAAGGCGAAACACCGAGCGGGACGGAGCAGAGCGGAGGGGAGGAGAGAAAGCGAGAGGGGAGAAAAGAAAAGGGGGAAAAAAAAGCGAGGGAGGGAAGGGGAGGGAGGGAGGGAAAUGGGAUCUCUCUCUUUUUUCACUCUCGCUUUCUCCCUUUCUCUUUCACUCAGACUGAAAAGAUGUUUGAUUUAGUCUAUGGGGAGUUGUAAAGUAGAUAAAGUUUUUGCUCGCCAUCAGCACUCUGUUAUUCUUUGGGGUGUGGGGGUGGACCUUUUUUUUUCAUUUCACUCCUCUAAAUAAAGCCUCCUUUCAUCCUUUUGCACAUUUACCAAAUUGUUUUGCUAUUAUCGUAUGUCUUAUCAGUGAGGCCUUCAAAAUAAAAGCCAUCUUGGGGUCGGUCAGCACAAACUUUAAGUUGAGUCCUUUUUUGGAAGUUUUUGGAAAUACUUCCCAAACAGAGGAAAAACGGCUUCUGGGUGUUAAAAACAGGUGUGUUCCUCCAAAAAAUCCACCUUAUAGCAUUUUAUAGUUUUCCUCACCGACUUUAUGCAUAAGCAGGACAUUAUAUACGCUCUAUAUCUCAUACUGCUCCUAGUUAACUGAGCCCUUGUUGGUGCAGCACCCCCCCUGUGGCCUUUCGGAGGCUUUGUGCCAGAAGUGUAACAGUGAUUUGUGUUGUUGUUUCAGCUGUUUCUUUGCCGGACCUGAGCGAGCAGUUCACACCGCCAGAGACGGCUCCCCCAGCCCUCGUCAGCCUGAUCCAAGCCAUAGAGAAGAGAGGUAUAUACACGCUCGCUGGCCAACACUUUCUUCUGUUGUCUGUCUCGUCUGCCAGUCUCUCCGUCUAUGUGUGACUGUCUCCCUCUCGCCAUUUGCCUCCUGCUCUCACGCCAGCGUUUACACAACUGUGGACAUAUAGACACGGGGAUCUUUUCAGGCUGUCACACAGAUGUCCCGCAAGUUCAUGCGCACUCACAGGGCCUCUUCAGCCUCUUCAUUAGAGACCUAAAUAGAGUUUAUAUAUUUAUGUGGAUCAGUUCUUUUGAUCCUCUCUGAGAGUCCUGCACAUGGGGGUUGAUUGGUACCACGUUAUUAACAAAUAGUGCUCAGUGGGACUCCACUCACAACUUUGACUCCUUUUUUCAUUUUUAAAUUAUCUGUUUUUCCUUAACUCAGUUUUUGAAUUCAUUUAAAAGCAAAUUGUAGUCAUGAUCGAUCACUCGAUCCACAUUUAAUAAAAAUGUCAAAGCCCAAUCUGAAACUUUCUAACUUUGUCGAAAAUCCAAAGCUACACAGUCAUUUUCAACAGAAAAUUGCACCAAAUAUCUCCACUGGAAGAUCUGUCCCUUCGAAUUGUUUGGGCAUUUUUGCUUAAAUAUUUGCAUAAAACAAGUCGAGUUGAUAAAGUUGCCCUUUUUUUCAGAUAUUUCUUGCAGCUGUCUCAGAACAUUUAAUGAUUUAAUUUUGUGCUGCUGUUCGCACGCCCAGAGGCAGACCUCCAAGCACCAUUUUAUUUUGAAUAUGUAUCCUGACAGCUUAGGUAAAUUUAAAUGGUCACAGCAGGUCUUGUGUGAGAAUAAGGCACAUUAUGGAAACUGAUCCAAAACAAUAGUGCAAGUAAAAGCUUUGUGGAGCAUGUAUGAAUGAUUGAUAUUUUUUGUUUUGAACCCCAAGAAAGAAAGAAAUCGAGUCAAAGAGAAGCUGAUGGAUCGUAAGGACUACAGUUUUAACCUUUUAUAUGUGAUUAUUAUUUUAUGAUUGAGAGAGGUUCGUCUCUGAAAAACAACUGAAUCUUGAUACCUACUGGCUGGGCGACAGACGGUCUGUCCCCGAAUGUAAAUAAUAUAAAUGUAAAUAAUACAUUGAAUUACUUCCCAGUGUUGGAUGCAUACUCGCUCUGACUGCACAGUGAGGUUUUCACAACUAUCUGAGAGACUGGCGGGUCUCGAGGAAUUGCCUCCUAGAUGCAGAAGCUGUCUGGACCUGGUGGUCCUAAAUGCUUUCAGCGCCUGAGAUCUAAAUGAGAAAUGCAGUCAAUCCGAGGUGAAAGUUUCUUUGGGGAUAUUUUCACGAGCUGUGUUAAAUGUUUUUUUUUUUUUCAUGGAAGAGUCGAGUUACCAAAGUGAAGACUCGAGUGUUUGUCGUUCAACCACAAAAUAUUUUAACUGGACAGUUUCUUGUUUUUGGUAAUAAGUAGAUAAAUUUUCCACUUAGGAAAGAACAAGUUAAAAAUGAAUCCGUUACGGGGGGAACAUGAAUUAGUCCUGCUCUUUUAAAAACUGCUUGUACUAAAAGAUUGCAGGGACCAACUUCAGCUGAUUGACUGCCCCCUCUCUGUGGUUUCAUUUCAGACUGGACUAAGAACAGCUGAGAUGUAUCUAAUUUUUUUCUCAUUAAAUCCAAAAUAUUAUCUCACCAUGUGCUUUUAAAGUUCAAGCUGUGUGUUGAAAACUGAUAUUAUCCAGCACAAAAUAAAACCAUUUGGCCCGAGUACUUUAACACUACAGAGGAAUGAUGUUGUUCUCAUGAGUUUGCACAGUUAUUUCAUCCUCAACAAAGGCAUGAGCCCGUGGCUGCGCUGUUUUUAAAAUAUUUGUUCCUUCUGGCAAAAUUCAAAGUGGCUACUCAAAAUUCUCGCACUCUUGUCCAAUUCACUGAACUGUUUCCUGUUUUUCACACGUAACUAUAUUUUGUGCGGUUGAGGUCAUUUGAGCUUUUUUUUUUUUUUUUUUUUCAGGUCUGGACUGCGUCACGUUGUACAGGUCAACCCCAGGUUCUUCAGAGGCAGAAAGCCCUGUGUACAGUCUGAGCUCAGGUGAGUGAUUGAAGUCAGUCAUUUUAUGGUUUAUUUAUAAUUGUGGAUUUAAAAAAAAGUGUAUUCUGCAUUGUGAUAGAGCUCUAUCUUAUUUUAACUUAUUGAAGUUCGAUGUUUAGGGAAAUGACCGCUGUUGGUUUGAGACAAUACUUAACUUACGUUUAUCAGCAGUUUUGGUGGGACAAAAAAAUGCAAUCUGCUAAAUAUUGUCAUCCUGACCUGAGUGAUUUAAUUAUUUUCAUGUAGGGAAUAGAUAUUGAUACUUGAAUGUUAAAACUUGGGGCUCUAAACAGAUUUUCCCAUCAGCUUUAACCCCUGCACCACUAUGUGAUUAUCCCUUACAAAAGCUGACCGCACAGUGAUAACUGAGGAAGACAGCGUGUUGUCAAAAAGCAGUGAAAAAAACAACAACACCUCUUUCAAAAGCUUUCACAAAAGCACAACAAGAAGAGUUCUUCCACCUUUAAUACCAGGAUAAGAGGAAAGAAAGAAGAUGCACUUCAGUUAUCACACUUUUUAUUGAAAUGUGAACAUCUUUGAACAAAUAGACUGAUUUUCUGUGUAAGCACUAAAAUAUGUGUUUCUUUUUGAAAAGUCUUUAUGAAGGAUUCUCUAUUUCUUCCACUGAUUUUACAGUUUUUGUUCUUGGGCUCUAAAAGUGUAAAGACUCUCUGUGUCUCUCUCACUCUGUAACCUUCAGUUAAUCAGAAAUGGUGGUGUUUUUAAUGUGGUAAUAGGUUUUCCUCUAAUCAUCAUUUUGUCUUUUGGCUGCAGAGUGUGAAAUAGGUCAGAAAGAUUUGGCCGGAUUGUCAGAGUGUGUACUUCGUUACCUGAGAGACCUCCCAUCACCGGUCAUCCCUGCCUGUAUCUACCCCCACCUUCAAACUGCUGUCACCCUGCAGCAGGAGCAGCUCCUGCAACAAUCAACAGGUUUGUCUCCGAACAAAGAGUCUGACUCUCUUGUGCUCACUCUGCAGUUUUCUCAGGAUAUGCUAAAACUACUUUAUAACCAUGACAGAACUUGCAUAAGCAUAAGUCCAGGACAAACUGAAACCAGCCCAGUGUCCUGAACUUUGGAAAACUGAACUCAAUCAUGUAAAACCCCGGGGUAGGCUUUUGAAAAUAUUUGACAGCAAUGCAACGUACUCACAACAGACCUGUUUGUGCAAAACCAGUUAGGACCUCUUCCUUGGUGUAUUCAAAAUACCUGCACCCAUAAAGCUAAAUGUGAUGUAAAUCAGUUGUUAUGGAUACAUAAAUCAAUUCCAUAAGUAAAUGAGUUUGCCAUCACAUUUUAAAUGUAUGAAUUGGAGUCGCUUGAGUCUAAAAGUGAGCCUCGAGCUGCUGAUAUUGUUUCAGUGGAUGGAAGCUCUCGUCUCGUAGCCUCAGUAACUGUAAUUGAAAAGAAAUGCACGAGGCUGAGGGUGAGCCUCAUGGGCUGCUGAUCGAGGUCAGUCGCAUGUCAGCACGGAGAAAACAGAGUUGAGUGUUGGGAGAGGAUGAGCUCACUGAGGCAUGUUAGAAAUGCUCUUGCUGAUUCUCUUCUGCACAGAGGAGGCCAUGAUUUCAUUUCACAUGGACACAGGACCUAUUUACAGGGUCGUGCAUUGACCUGGUUUAUCAUUUUUGGCGAUGACAAGUUAUGAAAUGGAUCUGUUAGAUAUAAAAGCACGGCACAGUAUGUACAAAUAGCUUACCAUAAAAACUGCCUUGUGUUUAUUAACUUGAUGUUUUGCAGAUGGGGCAGUCGCUGGAAGCCACAACAGAGAGGUCAGUCUGGUCCUCGAGAGCUCCACCACCGUCCCUCUCCAUCACCGUCUCACCCUGCAGUACCUCCUCACACACUUGUCCAAGGUCACUCAGGCACAGGCCAGCAAUGGACUGGACACACACACACUAGGAAAGAUCUUUGGACCCCUGCUGAUGCAGACCGGACCCUCUACUCCUUGGUAAGAUUUAAAUAUAUGAAUUUUUUGAAGAGGACAGUGAACAGAGCAGGUGAGAGGGAGAGAGAGAGAGAGAGAGAGCGAGAGAGUGGGGAGUGACAUGCAGGAAAGGAGCUAGAGGCUGGAAGUGAAGUUGGGCUGGUGCUUAUAGCUGUAGUUUGAAGAGUAACAGGGCUUCAGACAGUGGUAUCAGGAGCUGGUAUGUGAUUGGUCAGUACAAGCCUGUGAAGAAACGGUGCCAUUAUCAGUGUUUGAUGAUACCAUUAAUGCUGUUUUCAGUCAGUCCUUUAAGUCUAACAAAGCUGAGUCUUUUAAAGAUGACAAAACACCAUUGCAUCUUCAUGACGUAUAAAGUCAAGGACAGGGAUGUGAUUCUGCCACAUUAUAACUAAACUGAGAACUUUCUAAAAACAUACUUUAAAUGAAGGAGGUAAUAAUCUGCUCGAUGAAAAAGGAGAACAGCAAUUGUUUGUUCAACUCAAGGCCAUAAUUCCUGCUUCUCUUUUUUCUACAUUUCAGUUGACGCUAAUGAAACUAAAAUGUUUAACUCUUUAAAAUCGUUUCACACAAGUUAUUUUUUCUUUGCACCAGCUGCUGAAGUAAAGUCUGAGCUUUAAUAUUUCAGCUGUGUCAGAUCAGUAGUCUCAGUUGGACAUUUCUAAUCUCUAUAAUGAUUGAAUUGUUUGUUGGUUUGCAGGUUGUCGUUGGAUGAUGAGUUACCUGCUCUCGUCGUGGAGAAGCUGCUCAUAGAGAGAACCGCAGAGCAAGACCUCACUCCUCCAGGUAUACUGUUUGUUGGGAUUCAGUGUUUUAGUGAGUUUAUCAUUACAUGAGUGUAAAAGACUUUCACUGGUUCAUUUUAUGUGUGUUAAUAUUGUUGUUGUUAUUGUGUUUCCAGUCCUUCCAGCAAAGCCAGUCAAGUCAAAAAUGGCCCCCGCAGCCAUGACAGACACAAGUGGCCUGCUGACAGAUGCCGAGUGGUACUGGGGAGAAAUCUCCAGGUAAAACAUGAUCGAUACUUCUGAUGUUUAUUUAUGCUUUUGUCAAACUGCUGCUGCUCACUGUCCAUGUUCAAUCAGUUAAUUCUGAGUCAUCUGACUUGCAGAGAGGAGGUGAAUGAGAAGCUGCGAGACACUCCUGAUGGCACCUUUCUGGUUCGAGAUGCUUCAAGUAAACUGGAGGGCGAGUACACACUAACCCUCAGGUAACACAGCACUCUUAUUUAUUUAUUGCACUGUCCAAACACUCAAUCAAAUCUGCCAUUUUUGGAGAAAUAGAAAUUCAUUAAUCCCUCAGUCAACAUGAACAGCCGUGUAGCUCAUCGCCUGAUUUUGAUUUUGUUUGUCUCCCCCUGCAGGAAAGGGGGGAACAACAAGCUGAUCAAGAUUUACCACAGAGAGGGGAGGUACGGCUUCUCAGAGCCUCUUACCUUCCUGUCCGUGGUGGAGCUUAUCAAUCAUUACCGCCACGAGUCCCUGGCACAGUACAACGCCAAACUGGACACGAGGCUGCUUUAUCCAGUCUCCAAAUACCAACAGGUGGGUCAGCCUGCAGAUUUUGGUAUUCGUUGGUAGUUGUUUGCAAACAUCACAUUCGUAUAAUUUCCUUCAACAUCAUGACACUUUCUUUGCAUGUUGGCGAGACUCAGCAGAAGUUUGUCUUUUUCUGUAAAUAAAAUCUGCAUGAGUUUGUUGGUGAUCUUGCUGUCUUCUGCCCGUCUCAGCUGGUGAAGGAGAACACCAUUGAAGAGGUCGGGGAGCAGCUGAAGGUUUAUCAUGAGCAGUACCAGGACAAGAGCCGCGAGUACGACUCUCUGUAUGAGGAGUACACACGCACCUCUCAGGUAUGAGUUCAGCACACACAAACACCACACUAAUGCGCACUCACACACACUCUCAGCCCCAGAGAAAGAAACUAGAGAUGUGUUAGUCAAUUACAUGUGACAUGGAAGUGUGACAUCUCAAUUAUACUUUGUCGUAUUUUCAGUUUGUUGAUUUUUGACCUUUGCUGCUCUGCCAAAGUUGUUUCAGAAAGUUUGAUUCAAAUAAAAACUUGGAGAUAAUUGAUAUGAUGGAUAAUUAUUGUACAUUAUAUGUCCUAUUAUAGCUGCAGAGGGAUUAGUAACAAAUGAAACGAAUGUAAAAUGAAUGGAAUCACCAAAACUACCAGAAACACCUGAACGAAUCUGUGCUGAAAACCAGCAUGAUUUAAAGACAUGACAUCAGAGUAAAAGAUAUGUGAUAUAGAAGCAGUGAUUAAAAAACGUUUAAUAUCAAAUAAGUGAAAAAGACGGGAGAGUAGUAAUAAAUCUGCACCAACACAAAAUAAAAUAAAAAUAUGUCCAAAGUAGGAAGGCCUAGACAAAAUAAAGUGAUGACAGAACGAUGGUGACAGUCGACUUCUCUGUCUUGUUGUCUCACAGGAGCUGCAGAUGAAACGUACGGCCAUCGAAGCUUUCAAUGAGACCAUCAAGAUCUUUGAGGAACAGUUUGAGACUCAGGAGCGCUACAGCAGAGAGUCUCUGGAGCGGUUCCAGCGAGAGGGCAACGAGAAAGAAAUUCAAAAGUAGAUUCAUGUUUUUAUGCAUGAGAAUAUUGAGGUUAUAUCAGGAGCAUUUCACCACAAAUAUAAACACGAUUUUGAAUUUUUCUCCAAUCAGGAUUCAGAGCAACUCUGAGCGUUUGAAGUCUCGUGUGAAGGAGAUCCAUGAGAGCAAGCGUAAGCUGGAGCAGGACCUGAGAGAGCAGGUGUCCGACAACAGAGAGAUCGACAAAAAGAUGAACAGCCUCAAGCCUGAUCUCAUGCAGCUCCGCAAAGUCCGGGACCAGUAUUUGAUGUAAGGAAAUCACUACCUGUUUACAGAAAAUGAGAGAUAAUAAAUACGCAGAAGACUAGAUGUGAACGAACUGUCUGCUUUGAAUCUAGAUGGCUGACACAGAAGGGGACGAGGCAGAAGAAGAUCAAUGAAUGGCUGGGCAUAAAGAACGACGCUGAUGAGUGAGUGUUUCAGCUCGACCUGUUAGUCUUUGUGCUGCUCAUGUAAGAAAUGUGACUGAAUGUUUUCUGCUGCAUUAUUUUACUUCCAGCUCCUACUCCCUGGAGGAGGAUGAGGGCUCGCCCCACCACGAUGAGUGUACCUGGUAUGUAGGCGACAUCAAACGCACACAGGCAGAGGAAAUGCUGAGAGGCAAAAGCGACGGCACCUUUCUCAUCCGAGAGAGCCAAUCACAGAAGGGCUCCUACGCUUGUUCUGUUGUGUAAGUUUUUUUUAAUUUUUUGGUGUUUGUGUGGGUAAAAUCUGUUCAAAACAUCUCUGCCAGCAUUGGAAGAUUAAGUUUUUUAUCUGCCCCGAACAUUAAAACAGUUUGUUUGUUGCAGGUUGUUUCCUAAAUAUCAGGAACUUUAUAAUUUACCCCUGUCUCGUCACUUGUACUUAUAGGAAUGAUAGGCUGACUGUUCACAUGUUUAACUAGCCAAGACCAAGAGACGUCAAACUGGGAUGGGAAAGGUUUUGGACAUAAGCUGAAAAAAUAAACCUUGGGAAAUGUUGAGAUGGAAGAAAACUGAGCUUAAAGGCAGUCAUCAGCCAAAGCUCAUCUUUAUGUAGAAAAAGAUCAGUGAUCAACAAUUAAACAUAGCUUAAGUAAAUCAAAACGAUGAAUAGGGGUUAUGCAAUUAAAACUGUAAAAAAAAGUUUAAAAAUAAACUGUUUUGACACUGUGGACGAUGUGUAAAAGUCAUCUUUGUCCGUUUUUCCAGUGUGGAUGGCGACACCAAACACUGCGUCAUCUACAAGACAGCCACAGGUUAUGGAUUCGCUGAGCCCUACAACUUGUACUCGUCCCUCAAAGACCUGGUGCUCCACUACAAAAACGUCUCCUUGGUCCAACACAACGACCAGCUGAAUGUAAAUCUAGCCUACCCGGUUCUGGCCCGUUCCCAGAACCAGAACCAGCACCCCAGAUGAAUUACUCACCAGCAGUGUUGGACGCCAACCAGGGUCUGGAAACAAAUUCUUCGCUCUUAUGCAUUGGGGACAAAGUGAACCUCUGAACAAUGCUUGUUCUUGUUUAAGUGGCAAUUAAAAAUAGACUCAACAGCCACAAUUUACAAUUCAUGCGUUUUUUAGCUGGAGGCUGGUGCUUCUUUCCCACACAGACCCCAGUCCAGCAGAGAGCACUCCUUGCUAACAGCAUGGCUUCAAAAUAAGCACACUACUACCAGAAACAAAGCACUGUACAGUUAGCCUGGCUGAGGCAGCGGGUUUUAAUAUAAGGAGCGUGUCGCAAUCGCCAGCCAUGACUGUACAGUGUCAUUAAAGGAAAAACAUGAAAAUACCUUUGAUACAUAGAAAAAAAAACAGACUAAAUGUGUUUUAAAGAAGAAAAAUAAGCACACAAAAUGCUGUUUUUUUUAAAUAACGGAGAAGAGGAGAGAUGGCGGGAUGAUGGGAAAACUUAGAGGAGGCGCUUGUUUUUCGUAUUUUUUUUUUCCGCCUUGAACACGUGACAACUGUCCAUAGACAAGGGCCCGAUCUGUCAUCCCCAGACUGCCUGCAAACUCUCCAUCGACAAAAGCCUGAGCCGUCAUCCACUGACGGGGUCAGCUUGGCUAAAAUCAGGCUGCUCGUCACACCUACAGGCGGCUGAGAAACCGUGGACCAGGCGGGUGUAGUCACUGGAGCCGAGGGGCAGGGGUUUGGGUGGGACGGAGGUUUUUAGUGUUUAGGUUUGAGUUUAAAGCUUGCUUAAGUGCCAUAGUUAUAGCUUUGAAUGACCACAAGCCUGUGUCUAUAGAACAAGGUCGGGCACGCCGAGGUUGAGAGAGGAAAGGAGGGGGAUGAUCGGCUGUCGACGUAGACAAAGCUACAGCUUUAAAAGAUACUCACAUAUAGGUCUAUUUUUUAUGAAACUGUGUUUAUUUCCAACUGCUUUGGCAUGUUGCUCUCUCUCUCUCUCUCUCUCUCUCUCUCUCUCUCUCUCUCUCUCUCUCUCUCUCUCUCUCUCUCUCUGUGGGCCUCAUUUUGAAUCGACGAGGUACAUCAUAUACAGUCAUACUGUAUCACAGGACAGAUAUGCAUGGUACAGAUUUGGUGUAUUAUAAAUCAGAGCAUUACUUCUCUCUCAUGAUACACCAGAUAGAGAAGUACUUUGUAAAAUGCAGCUCCAUGUGAUUUUCCUCUGAAUGAAAAAGUGGAAAGACUCCUGCAUCAAACGUCCCUUUGUUUCAAACUUCCUCCUUCUUUUUUCAUCCUAAUACUGUAGCACCUGUAGCCAUUGACUUAAGGCAUAACUGUUAGUGCUCCUUUCAUGUGUCUCAUUUUUGUACGCUAAAGACACUUGCAGAGCAUCAAUCUUUGUGAUUAUUGUAUCCUCGGUACUGUAUUUGCCUUGUCUCUUCUUAGAUUAGACUGUUUUAGUGGUACUUUGUCCUCGCAGAUGUUUAUUGUUGUUGUUUUUUUUAUGCAGAUUUUACUCACGGUACUUCCUGCUACCCGCCUUCGCGCUUGACUGUUCAUUUCAUCGUUAAGGUUGACUCACAGAGCUGUAUAACAUUGUUGUACAAAAAAAAAAGAAAAAGAAAGCAGUAAUAUAACACAUGUACAGUAUAUUUCAGACACACAUGCAGUCAGUGUAUGUGACUUUUUACCGUUUCAUGGCUGUGUUUUUCUUUAUUAUGUUUUUUGGAAUAUUUGCUAUGCUCUUAGAUUCAGUUAAAGGAUGCAGAGUAUCCAGCUAAUGUGAGCCAAAUGAAGGAUAUCUUUUCAUGUAGCAAGAAAGAAAAGAAGAAAAAAAAAGAGAGACGUUCCUUUUUGCCAUACAGCGUGGCCUCUGUGGUCUGAGAGAUUACCCAGUACAGUACGCAUAGAGUCCUUCAUUUGGGUUGUUGCUUUUCUGUUCUUACAAGGUACCAGUGGUUUCAAAUAAUCAUGCUUUUUUUGUACAGUACGAUGUGCCGUAGAGCAGUACUAUGCACAAUGCAGUUGCAUGUGGAUUAUUAGUUUCAGUAUUCCCCCGUCACUUCCCUCGUUUCUGUGCCGUGGCAGUGAGUUGAUCUCUCAGUUCCCUCGUGUUAAUUUCGCUCGAGGUCAAGAUUGUACCAUCUCUGUUCUUUGUCACUCUCAAAGCACAGUUCAUUUGUCUCGAGGGUUUUUUCAAUCGUUCUGGUACAGUUGUUCAAAACGAAGAGGCGUCACGUGAUGCUUAUUCUAAAUUUGAUUCACAUUAUUGAUUUCUUGAGAAUGAAUGAAAAUGAAAUCACUUUGAUUUCUUACAGUAGACUCAGAUUGCCAAAAAGAAAGAUGUAUUUUUGUAGAAAGGUAUGGAAGAGUCAAAACUGAUCAGAAUUGGAGGAUUGGAGAAAAGUAGUGCACUGUUUUUAAAGGUUGCACAUUUGGUAUUUUGGGUUUAAUUUUGUUGAAGUGGAUUGAAAUCAAACAUUUACCUGCUCUUCUAAUCACGAAUCGAACUCAAAAUCUGCUUUUUACAUUAAACUUCCACUUCUUAAAUUCACAACUUCAGGUAGCAACGAUUCCCGGUGACCCAUUAUCAGGUGAAGCGAACUCCAUCUGAAAUCUUCAAAUCACGACAUGGGUUUGAUUUCUGUCAGGACGAAUCAAUUGUACUGUACUUUGCACAGUUCUUGGCAAGUAGAAAAUCCCAAGAAUUAAACCAGAGGUGAUGGCGCUGCUUCUGAUUCGAGGGCUAUAAAAACGUGUGAGUGAGAAAGAUUAGAAGUGCCUUUAGCCAUCGUGUCGAGCUCGUUUUCUCCUCGUUGUCAGUGGAGCGUCGCUCUAUGAGACGGUGCCAUCGCCACCACAUGCUGUGCCCCACGGUUCACACAUUUGCCAUUUAUCAAAGCGUAUCUGGCGGAUGAGCAUAGUUGUUUUAGUUUGUGUGCGUUCGCGUGUAUGUGUGUGUUAGAGCAGUUAGCAUGUUCUCAAUAAGAGAGUGACAGAUUUUAGUCGUGCCUCUUUGUUGUUACAUCUCUAGUUGUUACAUAUUCCUUCUUUCUCUGGUGGGGGCUGUACAGUAGCUUGGUGCUCUCUCUCACUGUGCACCAAAGCUACGUUUUGUUGGUGUUUUUUUUAAUUAUUAUUUGUCUGAUUAUAUUUUAAAUAAAACUCAGAUGAGAUAGAAAUGUGAACCGUAACACAUCCGUAGCCCAGCCCAGUGGUUUGAAGUUCAUUUGAUAAGCUCUCAAGAAAAUGCACGCAGCAUUUCUCAGUGUUUAUUUUCCUGGUUGAGUCAUCCACCGCUGCUGACACAUCCAUUAUCCAGUUUGUUGGACCAACACCUCUGUGACUGCACUUUUAUUUCUGUUCCACACACUAAAGGUAGUGUGUCUGACGCCCAACAACCAUAAACUCACAGACAGUGGUGAAGCUCAGUUGUCGAUAGUGUUUGUAGUUGAUUUUUUCCGUACAGUAUAUCAAGAGGGAUUGGCAUAUUUCUUUAUGAUAUUGGAUUGUCUUGUAUACAGUAUACGCUUUUGUUGUUGUUUUUUACGGUCACAGCUGUCAUGUGAUUCUGAUGCUUUUGACUGAUUGAGAUGUUUUCACUGUAGAGUUAGAUUUACUAUAUGGGCUGUACAAACUCUGUAUUACUUUUCAAACCAUGUUUAAGGAGAGCUGCUGGUUAAUUAUGCAAUUUGUGUCGGCACUGCGAUACUGUCCAACUUAACAAGUGAUUCAACAUGAUUAAGGAAAAAACUAAAACAUGUUUCUGCUACAUGAGAGCCUUGCCUGGAACGGGUCAUGUUGUAUUCUUGUACUCAUUAUAAGACGGCAUUUUCACUUACAGCGUCUUUGAACAUGCAGGAAGUCAGACUGUGGUGAAUCAGUCUGAAGAAUUUCAACUGAAACUAUCAGGGACUUUUUAAAGCUACUAAUGUCUUUGUUGUUUAAACGGAAAUAAAAACCCCUGACUAACCGGCUCGUCUGAAAGUAAGAUAAGCGAUCCAAAUUUAGCACAGGAUCACAGAGCCUCUGAAUUGGUUUGUUUAUUGUGGCUAAUGGCAGCCGGGCUGGCAGCACUAACAUUCAGUGCUCCCCUAUUUUUUUAUUUACAUAUGCCUGUGCAGGUUAAACACAGCCUACACCCAACAUCAUCUCUAUUUUCUUGAUAAGAAUUCUGCCAAACUGCUCCACGCUGCAAGAUGCCAUCUGUCACCUGUGUUUGUGUAAAUUUCCAUCACAACAUGGGACAGACAUUUCAGGCUUAAAAUAGUCAAAUAUUCCUCAUUUGGUGCUAACAAAAGUGGGUGACCAAGUUUUUAAUAGUUAGUUGACUAGCCCUAGACAUUCUUGGGAACUACUCUUGCUGAAGAAGAUAUCAAUCAAAAUCGAGUUCACAGUGGGGGCUGUGAUUCUUCAGAAGUAUAAAGACGUCAUUGCUGCAGAUUGUGUAAGAUUAAGAUUUUCAGUUCCUCAGAGAAGUUCAUGAUCCGGGCGGUUCUGCGCACAUUCAGUGAAAGUUUGUAAUUGGAUGUCCCCCAUCAUCACUUGUUAAGCUGGACAUUUUUGCAGUGCAGUUCAACACUCCCAUCUGCCAUAUAUGCCAUGUUAUUAACAGAUGUUUAUCAGCUUAAAGCAAUGCAACUUCAGUAGCAGUGAGCUCUGGUCAGGUAGUGAACCCUGGUCAGGCAGUGAAGCGGGAUGAAGACUUUUUUUCACUUUGACUUAGAGUUCGGACUUCCGUUUUGUGGUCGAUGUUCCUCUGAAUGUCAAAGCUUUCAUCCUGCUCUUCUAUCAGAUAUGCAUUUGUGUCGGAGCUUCUUAAAAAAAAAAACAAAAAAAAAAAAACGGUUUUCUAUGACACAGAUAAUCAUUCAAGGAAUCAGAUAUUUUUUCAUCAGCUUUGGUACACUGUAAAUGAUAUUUCUUGAGACAGCCUCACACACAAAGCACAUCUUUCUCCACGUGUAUUUGGUGUCGAUUAAAGGUUUGAAGAAUGAGAGACAUACUAGAGAAUAAAUAUUUUGAAAUAUAUACUUAGAUAUCUAUAUUUUUGGAUGAUGUCAAUCUGAUUUGGAUUGUGCUUGAAUCAAAUCAGGAGGAGGCUUUGAUGUGAACAUGAUCUUGCUCCAUGGCUGCUUUGUGUUUGAGCAGUUAUUGAAACGCAGGCAAUUUUUUUACUAAUCAGCUGCAGUGAGCUUCAUCAAAACGUUGUGGUUACAGUCAAUCAACAUUCAAGUAAUCAGUUCAGCAUGAUUAUCAGGUGCAUUCAGAGGAUGAAGCAAGCUUAUGUACAUGUGUUGAUAUUUACAGAGCUGAGUCUAUAUGUUCAAUGCAGUCUUGGCUGCUUUGCAUUUAUUAAAUAUUAGAGAGAAGUUUUUUUUGUUUUGUUUUGUUCUUUGAAUCUGUUUUGUCGAUUGAAAGAUUCUGGUUUUUGUGCGUUGACAGAGUGUUUUAAGUUGCACCACAAAAGACACACUAAGGAUGCUGCCACAGAGAUCCCCCACAGUUUGGACACUGAUUCUGUAACAGAGUGAUACAUCUUACCACUGUUUUUUUUAUCCUUUGGUGGAUCUCUGUGGUGGCUGAAGGGUUAAGAGAAAAAAGGUACAUGAUUUAACGGUUUGUGAUCACUCCUUUACGCAGACAAAAGAACCAUGAUGGCAUUAGAGUGUGUUCUUUACGGUGCCUGAGUAUAUUUUGUUUUUGUUGUUGUUUUUUUUAAUCUGGCUUUUUAAAAAAGCUCAUAGAUUUGUCUGUCCAAGUGUUGGUUAUUUUUGUUUGUUUGUUCACAUCUGUUAAUGAUAACCUUACAGAGCCUAUAAAGAAAAAAAUAAGCUAGCUUGAAUUUUUUUUUCCUCCAUACAGAAAAAAAGAAAUACAAAUGUUUACAAUAUGUAAUUAACCAAAUAGUAAAUACGCAUUUGAGAAUCAAUCUGUCUGUCCCUCAAAGUGGCCGUGAUAGAUUGAUUUAUAUUUCAUUAUUUCCUCUGUCAUGUUAAACUUGAAAAUGUUAUGACUGCUUGUUCUGUUUUAUUCUGUUUGUUCAUCUUUUAUUUUUUACUUUUGAGAACAGUGCUCCCUCAAUUUCAAAAUUACAACUCAACAAAUGUCAAGUUUGAAAACAAAAACAUCCUGUAGAUAAUCUUCAGUCUUUGUCGAUCUUUACCUGCUGACUUCUUCCUCUUCCACUGAGCCUUGUACAUGCAGGACUGAAUCCUAACUUUAGAUGCUGUCAGUGUUUGUACAUUUCACUUUGACUGUUGUAGGUGUUUCUUUUGUAAGGACUUAGCCUGAAGAAUUUAGAGCAGGUGGUGCUCACAUGGUGUGACUUACAGUCCCAAUACAGCCCUCAUUUAGCAUGCUUGAGUAAGAUUAAGUACAUGAAGAGAGUUUAAACUUCAGGAAAACUAUCAUGAGGCGCCCAUUUCUUGAUUUUGCACUACACAGCAAAUAAUCCUGAAAAAAAGAAAAGCUCAUUGAAUUGUUGUACGGUUAGGCUAAGUUUUAAGACCAAAUGUUCCUAUGAUAGUCUCAGCUUUUGUGAUUUCAUUUGAAAAUGUGUUGUUGGCAACUCUGCACUUUCAUUUCCCUUUUCAUUCAAUAACUCCACGUCAUCACUUCUGGAUUUGAUCUAAAAGGUUGCCCUGUGUUUGAUAAAUCCAGUGGACAUGAUGUGUUUUUGUACUGGUUUUUACUGGUGUACAGUAGUUGAUCCUCCAGACUCAAUUCUGCAUAUUGGACACAAGAAUGAUGGUGAUACAAUCUGCAGCAACAGCUUAAAAUCCAAGUUUUUACACCAAGAGCAGCAUCCUGUCUCUUAUUCUCUUAUGUUUGCCCAAAAUCUUGCCCAAUCUCUGCCUCAGCAGCAGCGACAACAAAUAUCUGAUUCCUAAUAAAUGAUGUGUCCUUAUUUCUUUUAAAAAUAAUGAAUGGAAGUGAAUGGGGCAGUCUGUUAAAGCUACUUUACACCAAAGUGCAAUUGAACUCAGAGGGAGCACUGUUAUUUCAGCCAGUAGAGGCGCAACGGUUGAGGUAUCAACCCAACCCCCUAUGCACGAAAAAGAUGGUUCUUCUUCUUCUUCUUCUUCUGUUCUCUUGUGUUAUCUUUCCUCUGCUGGUCUGUCUUAAUUCAGAUGAGACAUUUCUUUCUAUCUUGUGUACAGCUUGCUUCAGAGUUAUGUUUGUCCUCAGACAGGUACUCUUUCAUCUGUAUGGUUCUUUCUUUAGGCUGAUGCAAUGAUUUUAAAAGACAAUAAAAGAUAUAUGAAAGGAGG
Xyrichtys novacula (pearly razorfish) is the source of this 37078-nucleotide messenger RNA. The record is from the annotation of a GenBank genome assembly. NCBI's taxonomy places the organism in Eukaryota, Metazoa, Chordata, Actinopteri, Labriformes, Labridae.